Lucilia cuprina (Australian sheep blowfly) is the source of this 2139-nucleotide messenger RNA. It is a transcript of the gene mrj, whose product is annotated as dnaJ homolog subfamily B member 6. NCBI's taxonomy places the organism in Eukaryota, Metazoa, Arthropoda, Insecta, Diptera, Calliphoridae. Gene Ontology annotation, molecular function: Hsp70 protein binding. Bases 824 to 1852 code for a protein of 342 amino acids. The record is from RefSeq and is a predicted model, not a curated record. The transcript has 8 exons.
UUUUGUCUGAGCUCUCGCUAACAACGUUUGUUAUGGUGGGAAUUUUACGUGUUUUCGGUAAUUGAAUCGUUAGUUAUAUCGUGAGUGAAUAUAAUUUCUUUUAGUUUUUGUUUUUUUUUCUUUGACUAGACGGACUGACAUAACAACAACUGACAGCCAAACUACAAUAAGAUUCGUUUAACCAAAAUAAUAAUAAUAAAAAUCAAACGGAAAGACAGACAUUUACACCAACUCAUGAUAACAGCAGAAGAAGAAGAAAAAAAUGAGAAAAAGAAAUAAAUAAAUAUUACGAAAAUAAAAUAAUAAAAAGAAAAAAAUAAUAAUAAUCGCCUUCGAUACGAUAUAAUAAAAUUUGAUUCGAUUCAAUACAAUUUAAACAUCAACGAUUGCAUGUAAAAGUGAUUAUUUGAUUAGUGAUAUUGUUUAUGUGAAACAAAAUUAAAAAAAUAUAUUAAAAAGGGCACAAUCAAUUAAAAAAAUAUAUAUUUUAAUCAUUUGUUAUUGUGCAUAUAAUGUCUGUUAAUCAUCCUGAUUAUCCUCAACAAUUCAACAACAACAACAACUUUAUCAACAUUAUCAACAACAUUUAUUUAACACAACAACAAUAACAUCAUCAUUAGUAUUAUAACUUCAUUAAUCACUUUGGAAGAGCAAAUUUCAUUAAUCAAACGAAAAACAUCUUAAAGAAAAGAAAUUAAACACUGACUUUAAGUAAAACAUCACUAUAAAUAAUACAAGGACUUUGGUGUGAAAUUCCACCACUGGUACUGAAAUUCUAACAACAAUUUCCACUUGAAAUACUUAAAUACAAAAUUGUAACAAAAUGGUAGAUUAUUACAAAGUUCUAGAGGUACCACGUCAAGCAACAGAAGGAGAAAUUAAAAAAGCUUACAGAAAAUUGGCAUUAAAGUGGCAUCCGGAUAAAAAUCCAGAUAAUUUAGAUGAAGCCAACAAACGUUUUCGCGAAUUAUCCGAAGCCUAUGAAGUGUUAUCAGACGAACGCAAACGAAAAAUAUACGAUUCUCGCUCGACUUUACAUAAAAGCAGUUACAGUAAUUCAUCAUCUUACUCGUCGACAAAUGGUUAUGGUGGUACAAAUGGUUAUGGUAGUGGUUAUCGCUAUCGUACCACAGGUGCCAAAGACUACGAUGAUUAUAUACCCAGUUAUGGUUCAUCAAAGCGUGGCAAUCGCUAUCAAACAUUCACCUUUAGAAAUCUCUUCGAAUCUACACCAUUCCACAAACUGUUUGAGAAAAAACGUCGUGUAUACGAUCAAUAUGGCAAAGAAGGUUUAUUGGGAGAUCGUGGACACCAUCGUUCAUCUAGACAUCAUACACAUGAUUUCGAUGAUUUCGACAUAAUGGGUGGUUUUCCAUUCGUGUUCCGGCCUCCAGAAGAAGUUUUUCGUGAAUUUUUCGGUGGAAACUCACCGUUUGCUGAUUUAUUUAGAGAUGUUCAUUACAGUUCACAGCAAGGUAGCCGGCGCGCAAAUGGUUCUUCAGGCAGUCGAAGCCAUCAUCAUCAUCAUGGAGCAAAUGCAAAAUUGACUUCACCCUUUUCUUCUCCUAUGCUCAAUUAUUCAAUGAUGGACUUUUUAAUGCCCAACAAUGGUUUUACCUCAUUCUCAUCCUACAGCAGUAUGUCGAAUGGUAGCGGACGCACCAAUGGUGCUGGCACAAAUGGAGCUGUUAAACGUACUUCAACAUCGACAACAUUUGUUAAUGGCAAAAAAUUAAUGACAAAGAGAGUCUAUGAAAAUGGCAAAGAAACGGUAUUUUCAUAUGAAAAUGAUGUCCUGAAAUCAAAGACUGUGAAUGGAGUUGCCCAAAAACUCUCUUCAAUUACCAAUUAAAAUACAAAAUAUAAAAAAUCAAAUAAGAAAACAAAAAAAGUCAUUUCAACUAGAUACAAACUGAAGACCAACCAAGAUGUUCUCCUCUUUACACGUUUUAGCAAAAUAAAGGAAAACAAAUUUUCAAAAAAAAAAAAAUAAUAAUAAUAAUAACUGCUACAACAAAACUCCUCAAUUAAGCACACAAAAUUUUUUAAUUUUUAUUUCCAUUUUAUUUUUAUUAUUAUAUUUUGCUUAAACUUUAAAAUUAAUUAAUUGUUUUAGUAUUUAGUUUAAAUUUAUACAAA